AUGGAUAGAAAGAAGUUAUUAUUUGAAAGCCAUCUCAAAAAUAAUUCUUAAGAUCUUACAGUGGGGAUUCGAUAAGCAAAUGAUAUCCGAUCUAGGGGAGAUUCUAUAAAAAGAGGAAAUUCCAGAUAACAAUACUAAGUUAAUAAUAAAUCAUAUGAGAUAUCAACUAAAACUAGUGGAAGCUUUAUAAUCACAAAAGAAAAUGAUGUUUCUUAACUAAAAAAGAAAAUUGAUGAACUACAAUUUAGAAUAGAUUCCUAAGAUGCAAAAUUAAAAGCUAGAGACAAGGAGAUCGUCUAUUAAUAAUCUCAAAUCAAAUAAUUUGUUCUGGAAAUGAAUGAAGUCUAAAUUAUUGAAGACAAUUAUAAAGAAGAAAUAUCAGUUUUGAAUAAGGAAUUAUCAUAAUGGAAGGAGAAAUACUUUGCAAAUCUUAAAGAAUAUUAGUAUCGUUAAGCCCAUUUAUCUCGACAAUCUUAAUAGGAAUAAGCUUAAAUUCGAAAGAAAUACGAAGAAAUAAUCGAAUAAUAUUAGAGAGAAAUAGAAUCUAUUGAAAUUAGAUUUGAAAAUGAAAGAGAAAACCUUUAUAAAGCACUAGAUUUAUAAAACAUGACAAAUGAGAAAAACAAUGAAAUGAAUGAUUUGACAAUAAAACUAGAAGAAAGAGACGCUGAAACUCGUUAAUUACAAGAAUAAAUAUAAGAGUUAGAGAAAAAUACAGAGGAGUUAAAAUUAAAUCUUUAGUUGUAGACUUCUAAAUUGAAUGAACAAAUAAAAAAAUGCAAUAAUAUUGAAUAAUAAAAACAUCAAGAAAUUCAAAUUUUACAGAUUCAAUUACAAGGAAAAGAUAAAUAAAUCCAUACUUUACAAAUCUAAAUUGGAGAAUCAAAGAAAAAGACAAAUUAGCAAGAUUAGGAAAAAUUACAGCAUUUAGAAAAUCUUAAUAAUUAAUUUCUCUAAGAGAUAAGUUUAUUAGAAGAAGAAAAUGGGAAAUUAAAAUAGCAAGCAAAAGAAUUUUUGAAAGAAACAUCUUAUGAAAAAGAGAAUGACAACCUUUAAAUGAUAAUCUACGAACAGAAAAUUCAGAAUCAUGAUUUAAAAUAAUAAUUGAAGUUAUUUGAAGAUUAAAUUAAUUAAUUAAAAGUGGAAUAUUAGAAUAAUCCAAAAACUAAUUACCUUGAAUAAGAGAUAAAAGAUUAUGAAAGGAAGGUAAUAGAAUUAUAGGAAUAAAAUGAAAAACUUUUAAAUUAAUAAGUGGAUUUUGAAGAAAUUAAUGAAGAACUUAUGAUAAUAAAAAAGAAUAAUCAAGAAUUAAAAUAACAGCAUGCUGAAGGAUAUAAAGUUCUAGAAAGUAAAUGUAUGAAAAUUAAAUAAUAAGAAGCUGAAGUAAAUUAAUUGAGAUAAGAGAAUAUUAGAUUAUCAAAUUAAUAAUCAUAGUUAGUGGAAUUGGAAUAUAAAAUUAAUGAUUUGAAUUAGUAAAUAGAAUAAUUAAAUUUGACGAAUAAUUAAAAAGAUGUUGAGAUAUUAUAGUUGUUAAACAAACUAGAAAAGUAAAAUUAAAAUAUAAAAGAUUUUGAAAAAUUUAUAAUUUAAUAAAAAUCUGAAAAUAAAGAGUACUAAACUGAAAAAUCUUAAUUAAAAAAUCAUAUCAUUCAAUUAUAAAAUUAAAUUAAAGAAAUUUCGGAAGAAUUAUAAAAAUGUUAGAUAGAAAUUGAUGAUUUAACAAGGAUUCAUGAAGAGAAUCUAAUAAAAAUAAAUUCUUUAGAGAAGGAAAAAUAACAAAUAAAAAACAAUUUUGAACUUAAAUAAAAAGAAAUACAAAAAAUUGAAGAAGAAAAGUUAUCAAAUUUUACAUAAUUAGAAAAUGAAAAUUCAAAACUUUAUCAUUAGAGAAACAAAUUACAAGAAAAAAUAGGAGAAUUAGAAGAAGAAGUCAAUCAAAAAGUGAUAGAAAUCAAUUAACUGAAGGAGCAGAAUAAACAUCUUUUUGAUUAAAAUAAGCUUUAUUAAUCUGAAUAAGAAACUUAAGAAUCACAAAUAAUAAAAUCAAAUAUGAAAAUUUAAGAACUGGAAUAGAAUUUAGAAGCUUAAAAUUAAGGAAAUUAUCAAGAUGUUUUAUUAAAUGAGAAUGAAUUAUUAAAACAAAAAAAUUAAGAUCUAGAAAAUUUGUUGCAUUCAAACAGUAAUGAUGACGCUGAAAUAAUAGAAAAAUUGGAAAAAUAAUUUUUUGAUCAAAAACAGAAUAACGAAGAGCUAAAAUAAAAGGUUAAUGAAUUGUAAGCCGUAAAAGAUGACCUUUAGAAAAGUCUUGAGAAAAAGAGAGAAGAAAUAGAGGAAUUAUAACAAAAUUAAUUUAAAUAUAAUGGUAAAUUAGAAAAGUAAAUAGAUGAUUUGAUUAAUACAUAAAAAUUGAAGAUAAUAGAAAUAAGUGAAAAUUAAAAAAAAAUCGAAGAUUUAUAGUUAUCUUUAAUAGCAAAAGAUGAAUAAUUAAAAGUGCUUUAAUAAUAAGUAAUAAAAAAUGAUUUUAUAAAGAAAGAAGAGAUUGAGCAACUUAAAAUUAAAGUUAAUUAACUAAUAGAAUAGAUACAAUAGUUGAAAUAGGAAAAUUAGACUUAUGAGGUUUAAAUAAAAUAAAAAACAUUAGAAAUUUAAGAAUAUAAUUUAUAAGCACAAGUAAAAUAAGAAAAAUUAACAAAAGAUAUUAACGACUUAAAAAAUCAAACAAAUAAUACAAUAAAAAAUAAUGGGAAAAACGAAUAACAAUUGACCAAUUUAUAUAUACCUAAUAAUUAAAUAGAAAUAAAAUAAAACGGCACGUAGAAUGAAGAAAUUAGUUAGGAAAACGAAGAUUGUAGUAACUUUGAAUUAAGAAGCGGUCUUAAUUAAUAAGAAAAUGAUGAAGAAUAUUAAAAAAAGAGUGAAGAGAUUCCAAAAUAACUUAAAGAAAGAGGAUAAAAUGAGUAAGAGUAAUUAGAUUUAGGAUAAUAAAUGUCAUAUACAACAAUUAAUAAAAAUGAUGAUAAACUAAAUAAUAAAAUCAAUGAUAGACAAUUAAAUGAUACACAAGAUAUAGAUUAAUUACAGGAACCAGAAGUUAAAAUUGUUUAGAUGGUUUAAUAGCCUGAUAUAGAAUUAGAUUAACAAAAAGAAGAUGAAUAGAAUUUUGAACUUAGGAAUUAAUAAAGGUAAGAUGACAAUUCAGAAUCAGAAUAAUAAUUAAAAUGUUGA
Paramecium tetraurelia is the source of this 3225-nucleotide messenger RNA. RefSeq lists its product as uncharacterized. Lineage: Eukaryota; Ciliophora; Oligohymenophorea; Peniculida; Parameciidae. The record is from RefSeq and is a predicted model, not a curated record. The transcript has 4 exons.